Molecule: messenger RNA, 3630 nt
Organism: Carica papaya (papaya)
Lineage: Eukaryota; Viridiplantae; Streptophyta; Magnoliopsida; Brassicales; Caricaceae
Source: RefSeq, a predicted model, not a curated record
CAGAAGCUGCAGAAAGUGCUACUUAAUGCGUUCAGGUGUUCCCUGUCUGCUGCAGACGCGCGAUAAGAGAGCUGUAUGGUGGCGUCACCUGUGAGGCCCCCGACGCCGAUUCCCUAUGGUUUUAACUCCUUACAAUUAAACAAAUGGACCAAACACGACUCUAUAUAUAGCGUGAAUUGGCGCCCAAAAUCCUUACAAUUAAAAAACACAUAACUAGAAGAGAUCGAGAGGGAGAGGAGUAGAGAGUUGCCGAGAAAGAAAAAUGAGAGUGAGAUCCGAGCACGAAUUAUAGGUUUUCCUUACAACAGGUCAUUGGUUCGAAAUGCAGAAGUUAGGUCUGCCAAGUAUGAAGAGCCUGGAUCAGCUCAGAUCGCUAUCCGGAGCGUCGAAGAGUUUCUCCUUCUCUUCUCGCCCUUCUUCAGAUUCCAUCUCAUCGGGAGGUUUCGCCAAUUUGAAGCUCACUGCAGAGAAAUUGGUGAAAGAGCAAGCUUCUGUGAGAACUGACCUGGAAUUGGCGAAUUCUAAGCUGAAAAAGUCCAUGGAGCAUAUUCGUGCUUUGGAGGAGAAGUUGCAGAAUGCCUUUAACGAGAAUGCUAAACUCAAGGUAAAGCAGAAAGAAGACGAGAAAUUAUGGAAAGGAUUGGAAUCCAAAUUUUCUUCAACCAAGACUCUGUGUGAUCAACUAACUGAAACUUUGCAGCACUUAGCUUGUCAGGUUCAGGAUGCUGAAAAGGAUAAGGAGUUUUUUGAAGGCAAGUUAUCUUCAAGCUCAGAAGCUGUUGAUAGUUUGAACCAGCACAUGCAUGCUCUAUCCCAGAAGUUACGUACAGCGGAGGAAACCAUCCGAAAUUGUGAAAAAGAACUGGAUGAAAUGAAAACUGAAAAGGAGGAAAAGAAUAUGUUUUACAGAAAUGAGCUGGACACGACUGCCAUUCUCAUAAAGGAGAGAGAUGCUAUGAUAGAGAAGUUUGAAACAACUGUAGUUGAGGACCGACUGGCUAGAGAGAAUGUGAACUCAAAAUUGGAAGAGCUGCACCUUGUGUUAAGAACAAAAGAAGAUGAAAUUAAACAGUUAUUCACCAUUCAGGAGAACUUGGAGAAACAAAAGAGUAAUCUUCAACUGAGCACAGAUGAACUUGGUGAUAAAUUAGUUUUAUCACACCAGGAGAUUAAAAAGUUAGAAGAUUUUGUUAGCAUUUUUGCUACACAGUUGGUUGAAUUGGACAAAGAAGGUCUAAAUUUUAUUGGAAAAUUUGAUCAGCUAUGCACUCUCCAUUGCUCUUACUUUAAGUUGUUCCAAGAGGAGAAAGAUAUUGCUGGUAGACUAGCACAAAAGUCAAUUGAUCAACUUCACGAAAAAUUCUUGUCAGUGACAUCAGAAAGAGAUGCACUGCAAUUCACAAACCAGGAACUAAACAGCAAGAUACUUGAACUUGAGAAAGACAAAGAAUCUAUUAUGACACAGUUCUCAGAGAAAUGUUGCUUAGCAGGAGAUAGAAUUCAGAGAUUGGAGUCUGAAGUAGAAAGUCUAGUCUUAAAGAAGACUGAAGGAGAAACAUUGGUUUCCAAACUAGUGGAGAAAAUUGAAACCUUGUCAGAUAGUUUAAGGUCAUCAGAGAACAAAACGCAAGAUUUAUUGUUAAAAAUAGCGGCCCUAGAAAUGGAUAAUGGAAACAUAACAGACAAAAUGCAGGCAGAAAUACAAGGGAAGGAAGAAGAAAUAGAUGCUCUCCAGAAAGAGAGUGAGAAAUAUCAUCUCCAUGUGAAUUCUUUAGAGAAACAAGUUAGUGACCUCCAAAACAUCUUAGAAGAGAAGGAACAGCUGACUCUGCAAUUGGAGGACGCUGAGAAGAAGCUGGAAGAGCAGAUUAAAGAGAAUCAAGCAUCACUGACUGCUGCAGAAAGUAAGCUUGUAGAAGCUAAGAAGCAAAAUGAGCAGAUGCUGGAGAGUAAGCAACUGGAGUUAUCACGACAUUUGAAAGAAAUAUCUCAGAGGAAUGAUCAGGCAAUUAAUGACAUUCGGAAGAAGUAUGAGGUGGAGAAGCUGGAGCUUGUCAACAUGGAAAAGGAAAAGGCGGAUGAAGUCAUAAAAGAAAUGGAAAGAAAAUCUGAUGAACAACUUGCUAAAUUUAAAGAAGAAUCGAGGCAGCAGUUGAUACGAGUUAUGGAGGAACAUGCUGCUAUGGUUAUUUGCAUUCAACAAGAGCAUGAUAAGAAGGAAAUAAAUACUAAAGCUGAGCACAAUGAGUUAACUGCUUCAUUUAUAUAUUGCUUUUGCCUUGUUUUGUUUAGUUUCUUCUUUCAGUGCCUCAGUUUUACAUUCCUUUUGUAUAUGGCAUGUUCUCCUUUUUGUAGGAUUUCAUUAUUCAUUAGAAAAAAUAUUCUGUUCCAGGAUUAUUCUAUUUCAUCAAUAAAAAUGAGAGAUUCUGGUUCUUGUGGUGGCAAAAGAAGUCAUCAUACUCUGUCUAAGGCAGAGAUUGAUGAGAAGGGUUCUCCUUCUGUCCAGGUUACACAGACACCAGUAUCAAAAAUUUUGAAGAGAGUAGAAAAUGCAAAUGGUGAAAGUGUAUUGGGCAUUCCUAAGCGCCAUAAAAAGGUAACACAUCAUGAAUAUGAAAUUGAAACCAACAAUGGAAGAACAAUCACAAAGAGGAAAAAAACAAAAAGUACAGUCAUGUUUGAGGAUCCACGGAAAGACAAGAAAAUGAAAACACCGAAAGCUACUCCCAGAACAGAGGUGAAGCGUGUGAAGGCUAGGGGAACUCCACGUCCUUCAAAUAUAGGUGACUUGUUUUCAGAAGGUUCCCUAAAUCCAUAUGCCGACGAUCCUUAUGCAUUUGAUUAAAAGAUUGGCAGAGAAAGGACGCCUAAUAUUUCCUGUGGUUGCAAAUGUCGAGCUUCUUGUUGUCACUUAUUUACAAGUUCGGUUUGGAGUGACUUCACUGCUCUCAACUUGGAUGUAGAAGUCUUCUGCAAGAAUGGAUUUAGGAUUUUAGAUAACUAUGUCUAAAAGAAAAUAGGAGAAAGAUCAUGCCAGGUAAUAUGGAAUAUAAUUCAAUUGAGGAUUAUAGACUCUUCCAUCUGUGUAUUUGAUUACAUACAAGAAAAUACGGGCCCUAGCUAGUCGAUGUAAAUAAAUAUCUGGAACUGUUUGCUGAAGGAUGCGAACUUUUUGGUAAAAUGGAGCGGUGGUUGAAGGGACUCAAAGCACUUCUAAACCUACCUCUGCUCUAUGUAUAGACAGAUAACAAAUGAUGAUUCUUAGAAAGAAGACGUGCUCUUUGGUGAACAAGAAGAAAAACAGACAGUGGAUUCAUUUUCUAUUUCUCGUGAGCCUGGAAAUAAACAUGACGAUGUUCUAUGAUGCAGAAUCUGAAUUCAAUGCGAACAGAAACUAAAGUCAAGAUUCUUUUAGUCACAAGGGUUAACAUCCUUAAGUUCUGGCGGGAAAUAAAAGAUCUUCACGUUAAAAAGAAAAAGGAGCAGAAAAAAAUGAGCAGUACUGAGCGAAUGAUUAUUCGGUAGGACAUGUUUUAAAAUAAGAAUUUACUAUGGGAGUGACACAUGUCGGGCUGAAUAUGUCAUUGCUUAUUGUUUCUAAAACGAAAAAUGUUAUAAAUGCCUUUACAA